Molecule: messenger RNA, 676 nt
Organism: Zophobas morio
Lineage: Eukaryota; Metazoa; Arthropoda; Insecta; Coleoptera; Tenebrionidae
Product: ER degradation-enhancing alpha-mannosidase-like protein 3
Exons: 8
Coding region: 137-676 (179 amino acids)
Biological process (GO): endoplasmic reticulum mannose trimming; mannose trimming involved in glycoprotein ERAD pathway; carbohydrate metabolic process
Cellular component (GO): membrane; endoplasmic reticulum
Molecular function (GO): mannosyl-oligosaccharide 1,2-alpha-mannosidase activity; calcium ion binding
Source: RefSeq, a predicted model, not a curated record
UGCGACGCCUCCUCGCUAGAAACCGCACCCUGGCGGACACUUGGACAGUCUCGGCGCCUUCUGGCCGGGCCUCCAAGUAUUGGCGGGCGACUUGACUAGAGCUGUUUCUUCUUUCCAACGUUAUUAUUAUGUUUUUAUGGAGAAUAAUCAGUUUCUUCCAGAACUUUUCCAGGCCCACGGCGCUGUUGUUGAUCCUCAUUAUUAUUUGAGGCCAGAGUUUGUCGAGAGCGCUUAUUAUCUCUACAAGGCCACCAGAAACUUUUUUUAUAUUGAAGUGGGAAAGCAAAUUUUAGAAAGUAUUGAAAAUUGUGGGACGCCAUGUGGCUUUGCAGCGUUGAGUAAUGUAAAAACUGUUGCGAAGCUUGACAGAAUGGACUCCUUUUUUCUUGCGGAGACGCUUAAGUAUUUAUAUUUAUUGUUUGCUGAAUACGAAAACUCGCUUUCGUUCGAUAUCGAUGCGUAUAUUUUUAGCACGGAAGCUCAUUUAUUUCUACCAAUCGAGAAUCACAACUUUAAGAGGCCUUCAGAAGCAAAUAGAAAACUUGUAAAUCCUUUGUGCGCUGCUGCUCCGAAGCAUCAAUUUUCUCAGCAUAAAUUAAGUAGACAAGCAAAUCUUUUCGGAAAUUGUCAUACAGCAAUUGUUUUAAUCUUUUUUAUCAUAACCUUUUAUUAUUAA